AUGGAUAUUCGGUCUGCAGUUUCAGCAAACGUGUCUGGAAUUUUGUGUGUUGGUCUAGUGUGUUUGGACAUUGUCAAUGUGUGUGAUCAAUAUCCGAGGGAAGAUGAGGACGUACGAGCUGCAGAGCAACGUUGGGAGAAAGGAGGCAAUGCAGCCAACUCACUUGCUGUGUUGGCACAACUGGGAGUGUCAUGUGAUUUUCAUGGAACUGUAGGAAGUGGCCCAGAGACGGAGUUUGUGUUGUCUGAUAUGAAGAGUUAUGGUGUUGGUAUUGAGCUUUGUGUGUGUCACGAGGGAAAGAAAUUGCCAACUACAACGGCUGUUGUUAGCAGAGAAAACGGGUCACGAACGAUUGUGCAUUACAGGGAUCUACCAGAGCUAACAGUCGACGACUUCAAGACAAAGAUAUCACUACAUCAUUACAAGUGGAUACACUUUGAGGGACGGAAUGUGAUUGAAGUACAGAAAAUGAUUGACGCAAUUGAUGAUCACAACAAGUUGAGAAGUGACGCAAAUGAGAAAAUCAAAGUGUCAUUGGAGUUGGAGAAAAGCAGACCGGAACUUCUCUCUCUCUUUCACAGAGCCGAUGUGGUUUUUGUCAGCAAAGAUUUCGCUCGCUACCAAAACUGUCAGACAGCACAUGAUGCUGUACAACAACUGGGACCCAAGUUGAGAUGCAAGGCUAAACUGGUUAUUGCAUGGGGUGAGAUGGGGGCGUACGCAGUAGAGAAGAACACGACAUCGGAAUUGGGAAAGUUCCUUCACAGUCCGGCGUAUCCUCCACUCGUCAUCGUCGACACUUUAGCAGCAGGAGACACAUUCAAUGCUGCAGUCAUCUACUCACUCUUCAACGGCAACAGCCUUCAUGAUGCUCUCACAUUUGGAUGCCAACUGGCAGGCAUCAAAUGCGGCCAACAAGGACAGAGAGGAAUAGUCAACAAGAUGAAACAGUCAGGCAGAGAGAACCAAACAAAUGCAAAGUAACAUGUAAAUGUGAUGUAUAUGAGUUUCUAUGUUACCAACGUAUUUCAAAUUUGAAGCUUUAGUGCAGCCAUUGGCUGCUAGUAUUGGACGUUACACGGCCUAUGUGUGUAACAUAGUGAUAUCAAUUAGUUGACUGUACUGUACAAAUGUAUUGA
Corticium candelabrum is the source of this 1139-nucleotide messenger RNA. RefSeq names its product ketohexokinase-like. Lineage: Eukaryota; Metazoa; Porifera; Homoscleromorpha; Homosclerophorida; Plakinidae. Gene Ontology annotation, biological process: fructose metabolic process. The transcript is spliced from 7 exons. The record is from RefSeq and is a predicted model, not a curated record. Gene Ontology annotation, molecular function: ketohexokinase activity. Bases 1 to 984 code for a protein of 327 amino acids.